This is a messenger RNA of Gadus chalcogrammus (walleye pollock), 2897 nucleotides long. RefSeq names its product forkhead box O3A (gene foxo3a). Gene Ontology annotation, molecular function: RNA polymerase II cis-regulatory region sequence-specific DNA binding; DNA-binding transcription factor activity, RNA polymerase II-specific. Lineage: Eukaryota; Metazoa; Chordata; Actinopteri; Gadiformes; Gadidae. The record is from RefSeq and is a predicted model, not a curated record. Gene Ontology annotation, biological process: regulation of transcription by RNA polymerase II. Gene Ontology annotation, cellular component: mitochondrial matrix; nucleus. The coding region runs from base 909 to 2897 and encodes 662 amino acids. The transcript has 2 exons.
GAUUCCAAGGUAACGCACGGAGGAGGCAAGCGGGAGGACACGGCCAGGCACAUACUGUCGCUUUAAUUUCUUUGCAAGGCAAGGGGCAGGUCGUUCCUCUCUCCCCCCCACCCCCUCUGUGCUCGGAGAAGGACGCGUUUUGCGCCACCACCACCACCGAUUCGACUGAAUGAACGGGUUGUAAACAUGUCCGUUCGCCAUUGUGGACUUAUUCAGUAUGCAAACGAUUCGCGGAGAGCGUCGUUAAUUUUCAACCUUCCUCCGGGGUUCUUCUUGGGCCGCGUCGGAGCGUUGUAGCGGUUCAACGGUAGCCUGUGAGCCGGGCCUAUUAGAAGCCACCUCCGCCUUGAUGGUAUCUGGGGAGGAGGAGGAGGAGGAGAAGAACAAGAGAGGCGAGGAGGAGAAGACACGGAUGAUAAAGAACUUGGUGGUGGUGGUGGUGGGGGGGAAAGGAAACGGUCAAGAUGGCAGCUGUGGGUGCAGGAGGUGAUGUGUCCAUACUAAUGAAUUAAUCUGAGGCAUGCAUGUCGUCGGAUUGUAACGGAACGCGCCCGGGAUUCUUCCGAGACGAGAGCGACGCGCUGGCUCUGGGAAACGCGAACAUUCCCCCGAAUCCAGAUGGAUUUUCACCAGGGUGUGGGCGAUAUACGCAUGGAAGAUGGUGAUACUUGGUUGAUUUGAAGGACGGAUCCAGCGGACGCUCUGCAGCGGGUUCCGGACAGCCCAUGAGAAUACAAGACGCACGUGUUUUUGCCUUGCGAGAAUAUCCUAGGAGGGCCUAAUUUGCAUAUCGUGCAUAAGUAAUCGCCGUUUUAAAACCCCGUAGAAAUUGACGGGACGCGACUCCCGUGUCUUCGUGUCCCGUGAUUUCAUUGAUCUUGUGCCAAAGCCGAGAUAUCGCAAAUAACAUGGCCGAGGCGUCGCAGGACGAACAAAACCUAAACGUUGAAAUAGACCCAGACUUCGAGCCCCAGAAAAGGCCCCGGUCGUGCACUUGGCCCCUGCCGCGUCCGGAGUCGGGCGCGAGCAAACCGGGGACGAAUGACACUGACGUCAUCCCCGAAGAGGAGGACGACGAGAACGACGCGGAGAAUGGCGCGGCGUCCGAGAAGAACCGCGCCGAGCUCGGGCCAAGGCCGCCGCACGGAGCCUCCUCCCUGCCCGUGGAGGUACGGAGGAGCACCCCGUCCAGCAGCAGGGAGGAAGGGGUGGAGGACGGGUCCCCUUCCUCCUCCUCCAUCCACCCCUCCGCCGCGGCGGCUCACGGCGGCUCUGCCUCCCAGCAGCUGAGGAAGUCUUCCGCCCGGAGGAACGCCUGGGGGAACUACUCGUACGCGGACCUCAUCACGCAGGCCAUCGAGAGCUCCCCGGAGAACCGGCUGACCCUGUCCCAGAUCUACGACUGGAUGGUGAGGUCGGUGCCCUACUUCAAGGACAAAGGAGACAGCAACAGCUCCGCGGGCUGGAAGAACUCCAUCCGCCACAACCUCUCGCUGCACAGCCGCUUCGUCAAGGUGCAGAACGAGGGCACGGGCAAGAGCUCCUGGUGGAUGGUCAACCCCGAGGGCGGCAAGGGGGGCAAGGCGCCGCGCCGCCGCGCCGUCUCCAUGGACAACAGCAAGUACAUCAAGGGCGCCCGGGGGCGGGCCACCAAGAAGAAGGCGUCCCUGAUGGCCGCGCAGGACGGCAGCUCGGAGAGCUCGUCCAGCCUGUCCAAGUGGACGGGCAGCCCCACGUCGCGCAGCAGCGACGAGCUGGACGCCUGGACCGACUUCCGCUCACGCACCAACUCCAACGCCAGCACGCUGAGCGGCCGCCUGUCGCCCAUCCUCGCCAACCCGGAGCUGGACGAGGCUCAGGACGACGGCGGCGGCGGCGGCGGCGGAGACUCGGCCCCCCUCUCCCCCAUGCUGUACUCCAGCCCCAGCAGCAUGUCCUCCUCCACGGGCCCCAUGGCGCUCCCCGACCUGGCGGGCACCAUGAACCUCAACGACGGGCUCUCGGACAACCUGAUGGACGACCUCCUGGACAACAUCAGCCGCCCAGCAGGCGCCCAGCAGGCGCCCCCCGGCGAGGGGGACGACGACGACGACAACGUCGAGGACGACGACGACGACGACGAGGAGGGCGAGGGCGGCGGCGGGGGCCGGGGAGACGGCACGCAGGCGGGCUCGGUGUUCCCCUUCGGCUGCCCCGGGGCCGGGCUGGGCAGCCCCUCGGCCAGCUUCGGCGCCCCCUCCCUGUUCAGCCCGCCGUCCAUCGCCAGCCUGCGCCAGUCGCCCAUGCAGACCAUCCAGGAGAACAAGCAGACCACCUUCUCGUGCGGCCCGCUGUUCGGCGACGCGGCGCUGCAGGACCUGCUGGGCCUGGAGGCCCACGGCCCCGCCAACGUCAUGCUGACCCAGUCGGACCCGCUCAUGUCCCAGGCCAUGAGCGGCGCCCUGCAGAACUCCCGCCGCAACGCCCUGCUGCUGCGCAAGGACCCCCCGCUGAGCCUCGUGGCCGGCCUCGCCCCCGGCGGCGGCGUCUCCGUGGCGGGUUGGCAAGCGGGCUUGCCGACGCACACCAACGGCCGGCCGGGGUCGAGCGCGGCCGGGCCCGCCGACGCCAAAGCGCGGCUCCAGAGGUCCCCGGUGAAGUCCGGGUCGCUGCCGCUGGGCGCGGGCGGGCUCCCGCCCCCCCCCCCCCACCGCUUCCCCGCCGACCUGGACCUGGACGUGUUCAACGGCGACCUGGAGUGCGACAUGGACGCCAUCAUCCGCAACGAGCUGAUGGACGCCGACUGCCUGGACCUGAGCUUCGAGUCGCACCUCGCCACGGCCCAGAACACGGAGAGGAACGGCGGGGGUUUCUCGGGCUCCACGAAGACCUCCCCGCAGAGCUGGGUCCCCGGCUGA